AUGGGAAGCCCGCCAGUGACACCACCAGCUCAAAUCAGGAGAAACAACACACCCCGGCAAGUUCUUGAAGGUAGCAUUGGUGAUGUGGCCAUUUUGGGUGGUGGUCAUGAUGGCACGGAUAACAGCAGCAGAACAAAGGGAUCAUGCCCAGCAGCCAUGAAAAAAGUCAAGAAACAUGCAAGCAAGAAAUCCAAGAAGGGUGCAAAAACAGCAGGCAAGACCAAGAAAGGCAAAUGUCCCAAGUCAAAAACGGAGAAGGCAGCACUUGCUUCACCUGUAGAGUCAGAGACUGCGAAGCCAAAACUUGAAAUGAAGGCAGAGCCUGUGGAGCCAGGGUCUGUGAAGCCAAAACCUGCAGUUGCUUCACCUUUGGCUGAGCAUGAUGGAAAGGCUCCAGCACCAACACCUGGUUCUGCCGAAACACGUGCUUAUGUCCCCUGCCCAAAGACCUCCGUACCCAUUCCCAAAGCAAAUGUCCCUGCAGCAAUGGAACUUGUGAAGAAGGAGAAAGAUAUCCCUCGCCUACCUGGCUUGAAGACCACGACACCAACUAGUGUUAGGAUGGCAAAGGCCGUGGAUCAGUCGCUAGAUGAAAACUUGGCACGUGCUGCCACCCAAGAGCUUUUUGAACCUUCGGAGCUUGGCAACGGAACGGAAUACUAUUCCCCAGGCUAUUCCCCAAGCCAUGCCUCCCUUGCUGGGUCUGAGAAGGGGAAUGAUGAGGAAGGUGAGCUUGGCUCAGACUAUGAUGAGUUUUUGAACAGCUUGGAGGAUGACAAGAAGGAAGAAGCACAGGACUCCCGUGACUCUGACCAAGUAAGUGUAGCUGAAACAACCAAGACUAACAACACACAGAAGAAGAAGAAGAAGAAGAAAAGCAAGAAGGAAAAGACGCCCUUGCAGAAAGCAAUGCAUGCUCGAUACAUGAAGUUCAGCAGAUCAAUUCGAAGCCGCAAAGCACCAAUUGAAAUCAGACGUGCUGGCCGAGCUGCGAAAUACAGUCAUGCGAAGCUUCAGAUCCUUCAAGAGGCUUGGGAAGCGUGCAAAGGCGAUUGGAAAUCCUCCAGCUUUUACAAGUCAAUCACCCAGCGCAAGACAACAAGCUCUCAUGGAGCAAGGGUCUGGCUAACGCGCCAGCAGAUUUGCAAAAAGUAUGGAGACCAGAAGAUUGCCGAUUGCAUUUGCGAUGGAAAGUUGGCGGAUCCAAAUGUGGCUGCCACCCAAAUCAAAUGGCACCCAGAUGCUGAAGGGAAUGAGGAUCUCCGUCUGUUCCUAGUAUGGGACAGCGAAGGUGUAUGUGAACGUGAAGAUUCCAUCGUUGAAGACUUGUUCCAGGCAGCAGACAAGGAUGAUGGGUAUUCAGACUCCGAGUGCAGCCGGGGCAGAAAGCGCAAGAGGGGAGCACGCAGCCGCAAGUCAAAGAAAGGCAAGAAGAAGAGCACAAGCAGCAGUGAAAGCGAGUCAGAGGAAGAAUCCCGCAGUUCCCACUCCGAAAGCGAUGAUGAAGACAGUGCUGAGGAAAAGCCAAAGAAGAAGUCGAAAGGCAAGAACAAGAGCAAGAAGAACAAGAGCAAGAAAGAUAAGAAGAAUAAGAAAGGAGAAAAGAAGGAAACAGAGGUUCAGAAACAGAAGCGUCUGGAGAAAGAAGAGAAGCAACGAUUAAAGGAAGAAAAGGCAGCGAAGCAGAAGGCGGAGAAUGAGCUCUUUGGCAAAGCAAAGAAGGUACUGAACUCCGCCAAUGAUAAAAUCACAAAGGCUUCGAAGAAGGUUGAACUCAUCAACCAAAUGUGUCCAGGCCUUCGCAACGUGAUCGAGAACGAUUUCCACAUUUUCUGGGAUAUGCUGGUCAAAAAGCGAGACAAGUUACAAGCCGACGUUGACACCCGGGAUGCUACUGGUUUGGAGAAGAAGAUGUCGGAAUGUUCGGAUGCCGAGUCCAAGUACAAAGACUUCUUGGCCCGGGCCAACCUGAAGUAG
Messenger RNA from Cladocopium goreaui, 1977 nucleotides. The record is from the annotation of a GenBank genome assembly. NCBI's taxonomy places the organism in Eukaryota, Dinophyceae, Suessiales, Symbiodiniaceae.